AUGUCUACAAUACAACCAGAACAACGAGAAGACCAACAACCGUUAGAUUUAAUUCGUUUCCAAUUAGAUGAAUACGUAUUAGUAAAGUUAAGAGGUGCUAGAGAGUUAAAAGGUAAAUUGCAAGGUUAUGAUAGUCAUUGUAAUAUGGUCUUGAGUGAUGCCCAAGAAUUUAUAUACUCAUUGGAUGAAAAUAGCAAGAUCAAGGACCCAAUAGUGAAGAAAACAGAUAUGGUCUUUGUUAGAGGCGAUUCAGUAAUUUUAAUAAGUCCCGUGCAAUAG
Messenger RNA from Candida tropicalis MYA-3404, 279 nucleotides. RefSeq names its product U4/U6-U5 snRNP complex subunit (gene SMX4). Lineage: Eukaryota; Fungi; Ascomycota; Pichiomycetes; Serinales; Debaryomycetaceae. The transcript has a single exon. The coding region runs from base 1 to 279 and encodes 92 amino acids. The record is from RefSeq and is a predicted model, not a curated record. Gene Ontology annotation, molecular function: RNA binding. Gene Ontology annotation, cellular component: U6 snRNP; Lsm1-7-Pat1 complex; U4/U6 x U5 tri-snRNP complex. Gene Ontology annotation, biological process: mRNA splicing, via spliceosome; P-body assembly.